Molecule: messenger RNA, 2154 nt
Organism: Chlamydomonas reinhardtii
Lineage: Eukaryota; Viridiplantae; Chlorophyta; Chlorophyceae; Chlamydomonadales; Chlamydomonadaceae
Exons: 7
Coding region: 217-1458 (413 amino acids)
Source: RefSeq, a predicted model, not a curated record
CAUUUGUAAGCACUGUCGAAAGCUUCAAUAUCAGACUCUGUAGCUGUCUACUCCGGCAAACCUGUUGUCCUUUCCAGCCUGUCGUUUCCGGAAGCUGACGCCCUGGAUAAUAAACAACGUAUCUAAAUACUUAGAUGUAGUCAUUAUAAAGCGCGUCCGGGCUGGGGCGAGGACAGGCUUCCACACUACCACGCCACGCUGGCCACCAGCGGGAACAUGCUAGCAGGCCUGCUCGCCGCCCUCCUGCUAGUCCUGUCAUGCAGUCGGCAACUCACGGCGCUGGGGCGCGGCGUUGCGGCCGCUUCGCAGCAGCUGCGGGAGCCGCGCCUGCGCGCGUUGGGGCCGGGCGGGAGAGCGAGACGGCAGCUGCUGGCGGCAGCUAAGGAACCAGAUUACUACGACAAGUUAGUGUCCACGCCUUCGAAGCUGGCAAGGCAAACUAAGAAGGAGGGAGUUCUGCCGCAGUCCAAAUAUAGCAUGGAGAACUUUGACGUCCUGCCAUUCCAGACGUGGCUUCGAGAGCACACCAUGCUCUCACUCGCGUCAGGCAAUGCGGCUAACGCCUCCGCGACAGCGGCAGCUGCCGCCGCCGCCACCAGCGGCACGGAGGCGGCGGCGGCGGCGCUGCGGGCGGCUCCACCACUGUCAUACAUCUGCGGCGUGUGGAUCAACCCCACGUACAAGUUCAUCUUCAUCCGCAACCGCAAGACCGCCUCCUCCACCUUCGUGACCGCCAUCAAGAAGUUCAUGCUCGCCAACCACCUGUGCAACGUCAGCGCCGACCCACUGGGGGGCAACAGCUGCAUGCUGCGCAUGGAGCCGCAGGAGCUGCUCCGCGGCGGCGCCGACCCCGACACCCUGUGGCGCUCCUACCUGGUGCUCACAAGCAGCCGCAACCCCUGGGCGCGCGCCGCCAGCGGCUACGAGUUCACACACAGCAAAUGGGCGCACCGGGGCGGCGGGUGCAAGCAGCCCAGCUUCCUGGAGUUCAGCAGGGACCCCUUCCUCAUGGGCAAGCUGUCCAACCUGUUUGCCUGCGUGGGCCACCGCGAGGGCGUGGGCUCGCGCUACGAGGGCCACUGGAACUUCGACUUCUGCCACGUGGAGCCCGCGGCGCGCUGCCUGGUGGACGAGGGCGGGCGGCUGGUGGUGGACUUUGUGAUACGCUACGAGCACCUGGAGGAGGACAUGCGGGCGGCGGUGGAGCUGAUCAACGAGCGCAGGCCCGAGGGCCUGCCCGCCAUCACGGUGGGUGAGGUGGCCUGGCGCAACAAGGGCUCCGCCGCCGCCGCCUCCGACCUCACCUCCACAGCCGCCGCCGCCACCGUGUACGCGCCCAAGUACCGCGCCUGCGGCGGCGCCUGUGUGGGCGCGCUGGCGGACUUCUACGCAGCGGACCUGGCGCUGUUUGGCUGGGAGCGGCCGGGGCCGGCGCCGGAGGGGGAGGGGGAGGGGUGAGGGGGAGGAGAAAGGGUGAGGAGGAGGAGGAGGAGGAGAGGGGGGGGGUGAGGUGGAAGGGGGGGGAAGGAGGGGGGGAGGUGGAGGAGGAGGAGUAUAUGCCCGAGCCCAACGAAUAAAUGGAGGAGGAGGGCGGGGAAGGAGGAGAGGGAUGGGCAUUGUGUGUGUGUGUGUGUGUGUGGGGUCACAUUCAUGAUUAUAAAAGGGGGAAGUGAGGGUGUGGAAGUGUGGAGGCGUGAGGAGUUUACGGGUGUGGUGGUAGGGCGUGUGGUGGUUGGAGCGCGGGUGGAGCCGGUGGCGGCGGGGGAGCUGGCAGCGGUGCGUGCCGGUACGGGUGUCACCGGUGCGUGCCGUGUGUAUGGGUGCGGGGGUGGGUGCGGCGGGCGUGGUGUGCGGCUUGGAGGCGCAGUUUGUGAUGACGCGGUGUGUGUGUGUGUGUGUGUGCGUGUGCGUGUGCGUGUGCGAGUGCGUUUAUAUGUGUGUGUAUGUGUGGCGCUGCCGCCACGCACGUUGUGAGGGGCGCCGUGGUGGGAGGGCAUGCCUGUGGGCGUGCCGGUACGUGCAUACAGUGUGGGCGUGUGUACAUUGUGGGCAAGGGCCGGCCUCGAGCGCCAGCUCGCCAGCUCGCGAAGCUGUGGGAGACCAGAAGUGGGCGUCGCGAGAAUAAUUCGUGAGCUCAUUUCAUUGUACGUCACA